Messenger RNA from Hydractinia symbiolongicarpus, 2933 nucleotides. RefSeq names its product potassium voltage-gated channel subfamily F member 1-like. Gene Ontology annotation, cellular component: membrane; voltage-gated potassium channel complex. The transcript is spliced from 7 exons. The coding region runs from base 314 to 1306 and encodes 330 amino acids. Gene Ontology annotation, molecular function: ligand-gated monoatomic ion channel activity; delayed rectifier potassium channel activity. Gene Ontology annotation, biological process: potassium ion transmembrane transport. The record is from RefSeq and is a predicted model, not a curated record. NCBI's taxonomy places the organism in Eukaryota, Metazoa, Cnidaria, Hydrozoa, Anthoathecata, Hydractiniidae.
UUAUUGCUUAACCACGUAAACAGCACACAUCGAUAGCUACGUCCUAAAUAGCAACAACCAAACCACCUCAAUUUUUAAGGUGAAUUAAAAUCAUAUAUAUUAUUUAUUAAGCAUAAAAUAUUAAUUAAUAAUAUAUUAUGUAAACUGAACAGUUUUAUUCAGAGAUUUUUGUAUAAUUAAAUAUAUAAACUGUAAAAAUAAUUAGCAUAAAAGGAGAUAGAGAUUUAUACACAGUGAGAAAUCGUUUAAAAAACCGAAUGAUAAUGUCUACAGCAAGGCAUGCACAUUUAAAAAAGGGACAUAGAAAUUAGUGAUGUCUCGAUUAAAUCUGUUGUUACUUGUAUUAUUCUGCACACGUAUUCGGUACACGAAGGCGGCCGAAAAAUGCUUGAAAACGAUUGAUAUGAGGGAAUGUUCCGGUCCCGGUUCUUCGUUAACAUCGCCACCAACUUGUUCCAAUGUAACUGUAUGUCAGGAUAUCUUCAACAUUUCAACUAUUAAUAUACCACCGUACUCAUCGGAACUUAUGCCACCAAUGCUAGAAAUUGCCGUUCGCAGCUGUUGUGGUAUUUGCAGAGGAAUGCACUACAAAAGUAACUUUACAUCAAUGAAAAAUUUCCAUGAUUUGUUACAAACUUCUGCAGUUACAAACUCUCGUUUUAUAUUCCCAAUUCUGGCUGAGUAUAACAUUGACAAGGUAUACGGCUACCAUUUCGUACCACUUAUCGAUGUUCAAACAGGCUAUUAUUUCGUCAAGAAACGCAAGAACUCGGACACAGUCAACGCGCUGCUGAAGGCUUGCUUAGGCUUAUGGCCGUUAUUUUUAAUCACACUUCUAUUGGCCUUCAUAGCUGGAGCAAUUGGCUGGAUUUGUGACACUCGAUAUAACGAAGAAGAGUUUCCACGGCCUUUUGUUAAUGGAGUGUUGGAGGGUUUUUGGUGGAGUUUCAUAUCUAUGACAACAGUAGGGUAUGGCGACAAAAGCCCAAAAUCAGCACAGGCACGUGCAUUUGCCGUCAUUUGGAUUAUUAUGGGUAUUACCAUUUGCUCCAUGUUCACUGCUGCAUUAACGUCUGCAAUUACUGAAUCAUCAAAAUUACCAGUAGCAUCCAUGAGUGGUCAAAAGGUUGCCGUCUUACCAGAUAGAUUACUUGAUUCAACGUUUGUGGUUGAUAAAGGUGGAACUUCAAUCGAAGGUGACGCAUUCAUGUUCUGUAAUAUCGACCUCAUCCUAUACAUUUUACCACAGCCCUCACUUAUAUAUUGUCUUCAUUCUAGUGUUUUCAGAUAUAAAUACAAUAAUUGAGAAAGUGGAUAGUGAUGAUAAUUUAGAUGGUAAGUUUUUUAAGUUAUUGUAGGAAUGUGAUAGAACGCGAGAACUAGAUGAUACCCAUUUUUCGGGAUAUUUUAACUAAGAUCGUCGUUAAUUACUACGUCUUAUUCAAUCUGGUUUGCUUUAGCCACACCCAUUGAUAAAUAACCGGCAUUAUGGACUUGUAUCUCGCACGACAUACAACUCGUUGCUACACUCUAAUUUUAAAGCUGGUAAAUUUAUAGAUGCAGACCAUAAAUUUCUUUCAGUAUAAUUUUAACAAAUCAUUUACAAUUCAAUGCUCUUACAUACACACGUUUCUUUGAGUAUUGCAAACAACCUCUUAUAAGCAACACGAGGAUCAAACCUUCAAAAGGCGAAGCAGACUGUAAGUAACAGCCGGUCUAAGGAUAAUAAAGAAAGAAAAAAAAGACAAUAACAGGGAGUAUACAAACAGUUUUCGAGGCUUUUCUUUUUCUAAAAUCAUUAAUUUCAUGCGACGAUAGAUGUGAUUAAGACAAGCCUGUGAAAUAAAGUAUCAACAUCAAUCUCACUUUGAUUGACAACUUCAUUGUUCCUAGGGUUUUUUCUUGGAUAAGCACACAAGAAUUGGUUACGAGACUCAUCCAUCCAAGUUAUAUGAUGAGUAUUAUGCGACAGAUGUAACCUAUAGCGGGGAAAAGCUAAGCUAUGGGAUGCUGGUGCUGCGUAAGAUAGACUUCGAAUAUAUGACCACAUUUAUAAAGAGUAACAAACUGAUCCUACAAACUUGCAUGGGUAAUGUAACCAAUGGCGUGAAAUCCCAGCAUGAGUAUGAACCUGGAAAUAUUUUCUCUCCAUCAUCUGGUCUUUUUCAACCAACAAUAAUUUCUUGUGUUUCGCUAAUAGCAUUAAUUAGUGGACUUGGUUUUAUUUACGAAUAUCGUCGACGGAAAAGAGCGAAGUCUGAAAUCGAUAUCCCUGGCAAUGAAUGUGAAAUUGAAAAAGUUACACACGAAGUUAUGAUAGAUGACGUUCAAAACAUGCUUCAAAAAUGGAAAAGUUCACCAGCAAGUGAUGAAAACAAUGCUGAGAAUGAAAAAUAUAAAAAGACUGAAGAAGAAAACGGUAAUAAUUACGAACUGACAACACCAAUAAAACGACAAGAAACUUUGUACUGUAAUUGAGCGUCAGCAUGUAAAAUACGUAAACAAUAAAAAUUUAACUUAAAAUGAGAUUUUCCUCAAUUAGGGUAAAAUCUGAAAAUCGGAUAGUCGGGUUAGCUAAUAAUUGUAUUAUGAAUCAUAAGUAUCAUCCAAAGCACUGUAAAUUAUUGGACUAAAAAAUUUAAAAAAAUACAAACUGUUAUAACUAUAGUAUAUGUAAAUAUUUUAUAAAAAUUUUGAAUGUUUUUAUUUGUUUUUAUUUUAAAAAUUACGGAAGUCAUUAGGGACAUGUUAUACUUUAUAUUUAGUGUACACUACGAUUUAAGAUAAUUUCUACGAUCUUAAGAUAAUACGAUCUUGGGGGCGGAAUCAGCCCUUCCCGACCAACCCCCCGACGGUUUUUUUAAUAACUUCUUAAAUGCUAGGUUCCAUGGCUAUGAUACUAACUGAGUUUCAAUAUUUAUUUUUAUUACCCG